This is a messenger RNA of Paramuricea clavata, 415 nucleotides long. The record is from the annotation of a GenBank genome assembly. NCBI's taxonomy places the organism in Eukaryota, Metazoa, Cnidaria, Anthozoa, Malacalcyonacea, Plexauridae.
GACAAGGUUCCUGGCGGUGAGGACAAGGUUCCUGGCGGUGAGGACAAGGUUCCUGGCGGUGAGGACAAGGUUCCUGGCGGUGAGGACAAGGUUCCUAGCGGUGAGGACAAGGUUCCUGGCGGUGAGGACAAGGUUCCUGGCGGUGAGGACAAGGUUCCUGGCGGUGAGGACAAGGUUCCUGGCGGUGAGGACAAUGUUCCUGGCUUUGAGGACAAGGUUACUAGCGGUGAGGACAAGGUUCCUGGCGGUGAGCACAAGGUUCCUGGCGGUAAGGACAUUGUUCCUGGCGGUGAGGACAAGGUUCCUGGCCGUGAGGACAAGGUGCUUCGCGGUGAGGACAAGGUUACUAGCGGUGAGGACAAAGUUCCUGGCGGUGAGGGCAAGGUUACUGGCGGUGAGGACAAGGUUCCUGGCG